AGCUAACGGUAAGAUGUUAGUAUUUAGUGUUUUGUGUGUUAGCAUUUUUUUCCCGCACUUCUAGCAAAUUUAUAACGCGUGCGCGCACUCAAGGUGAAAAUAUAUUAAGUUCUUUCGAGUGCCCACGAGUGUUUGCAUUUGAAUAAAAUAAAUUUAAAGUCAAAUUCGAUUUACGAUCGUCAUCUAUCGGCGGAUGAUUCAAUACCUAUGUAUCUAAAUACAGUGGCACAUUUCUACAAGGGAUAUUUUCACAUUCUGCGGACCUAACGAGUUCUACAAAUCAUUGCAAUUAACUCGCGUAACCGACUGCGCCUCCAAACAAUAGAAACAGCUACAGCAAUAAAAACAGCAACAGGCGCAGGAACGUGGAGAGCCCCUUUGUUGCGCCACCUGGCAUCAGCUACUGUACACACACGGCACCCUCGACUUGGACCCAAUUCCCUUCCCGAGCCCCAACUCACAGAGGGCUUCAGACAUGGGCGACAAUAUAAUUGGCUCGGCAAGCUUCUUGCACUUGGGGGACAUUGUGUCCCUCUAUGCGGAGGGCAGCGUUUGCGGUUUCUUGAGCACACUCGGCCUGGUCGAUGAUCGCACAGUGGUGUGUCCCGAGGCCGGAGACCUCAGCUGUCCGCCUAAAAAGUUCAGGGACUGCCUUAUCAAAAUAUGUCCCAUGAACCGCUAUUCCGCCCAGAAGCAAUUCUGGAAAGCAGCUAAGCAAUCUGCCAGCUCCAAUACGGAUCCCAAUCUCCUCAAGCGUUUGCAUCACGCGGCGGAGAUUGAGAAGAAACAAAACGAGACGGAGAACAAGAAGCUGCUGGGAACCUCAAUCCAAUAUGGACGGGCUGUGGUGCAGCUACUGCAUCUGAAAUCCAACAAAUAUUUGACAGUAAACAAGCGACUGCCGUCGCUGCUGGAGAAGAAUGCCAUGCGCGUUUAUCUGGACGCCAACGGGAACGAGGGCUCAUGGUUCUACAUCAAGCCCUUCUAUAAGCUUCGCUCCAUCGGCGACUACGUGGUGGUGGGUGACAAGGUCAUUUUAAGUCCGGUGAACGCCGAUCAGCAGAACCUCCAUGUGGCAGCCAAUUACGAACUGCCCGACAAUCCCGGCUGCAAGGAGGUCAACGUUUUGAACUCGUCAACCUCCUGGAAGAUCUCACUGUUCAUGGAGCACAAGGAGAAUCAGGAGCACAUCCUCAAGGGCGGCGACGUGGUGCGUCUAUUUCACGCCGAGCAGGAGAAGUUCCUCACCAUGGACGAAUACAAGAAGCAGUACCACGUAUUUCUGCGCACCACCGGACGCACCAGCGCCACGGCUGCCACCAGCAGCAAGGCACUCUGGGAGAUCGAGGUGGUUCAGCACGACUCCUGCCGCGGCGGCGCCGGCGACUGGAACUCGCUCUACCGUUUCAAGCACCUGGCUACGGGUCACUAUCUGGCGGCCGAGGCGGAAAUCGAUGUGUCUGGCGGCGCGAUUUCCGCCGCCUCUGCAUCAGGACACGAGCUGCAUUUGGGGGACUGUAGCAAAGACUCUGGCCUCAGCUGCUCCACCAUGAACUCCACCAUAAAUGACAAACCCAAGGGAAAGCAAUACCGCCUCGUGUCCGUUCCGUACUCGGCGGAUAUUGCCUCGGUGUUUGUUCUGGACGCCACAACAAUGGCUCGCCCCGACAGCCUGGUCCCACAGUCCAGUUAUGUGCGCCUACAGCACAUUUGCUCCAACACGUGGGUCCAUGCCACUUCGAUACCCAUCGAUGCCGACGACGACAAGCCGGUGAUGUCGAUGGUCUGCUGCUCACCCAUCAAAGAGGACAAGGAGGCCUUUGCGCUGAUACCCGUCUCCCCGGUAGAAGUUCGCGACCUGGACUUUGCCAACGACGCGUGCAAAGUGCUUGCCACGGUGACCAGCAAGCUGGAUAACGGCAGCAUCUCCAUCAACGAGCGUCGGGCGCUGAUCUCGCUGCUCCAGGACAUAGUGUACUUCAUAGCAGGAAUGGAGAAUGAGCAGAACAAGACAAAGGCUCUGGAAUUCACCAUAAAGAAUCCUAUCAGGGAUCGACAGAAACUGCUGCGCGAACAGUACAUCCUUAAGCAGUUGUUCAAGAUCCUACAGGGUCCUUUUCAGGAACACACAGCCGGAGACGGUCCAUUCCUUCGGUUGGAUGAGCUCAGCGAUCCGAAGAACAGUCCUUACAAGAACAUCUUUCGUCUGUGCUACCGCAUCCUGAGGUUGUCGCAACAGGAUUACCGGAAGAACCAGGAGUACAUAGCCAAGCACUUUGGCCUGAUGCAGAAGCAGAUCGGAUACGAUAUUCUGGCAGAGGACACUAUCACGGCCCUGUUGCACAACAACCGAAAGCUGCUGGAGAAGCACAUAACAGCCGCAGAAAUCGAAACAUUUGUAGGUCUGGUGCGCAAGAACAUGCACAACUGGGACUCGCGGUUUCUCGACUACCUCUCAGAUCUGUGCGUGUCCAAUCGCAAAGCCAUCGCGGUCACCCAGGAGUUGAUUUGCAAGAGCGUGCUGAGCGACAAGAACAAGGACAUACUGAUCGAGACGCAGGUGAAGGCACUGCGAAGCGGAUCCGGCCCAGCGCGCUGCUACAAAGGCACCUCCGAGGACGUGUGCCUGGCAACUCUCGCCGAGGUGGCCGGCGACGACGAGGAUCGCUCUGAUGUGCAGUCCACGUCCACCACAACCACCUGGGACACCGCCAGCCUGAACGAGGACGAUGGCAGCCCAUCUGCGGGGGAUAAGUACGAAAUCCACCUCAAAUGGACGGGACAACCGACAUCCCGGUCCAUGGCGGAUUUGGCCAGUUGCGAUGGCGGCGAGCUGGAGGCGGCCAUUCUGAACUACUAUCGCCACCAGUUGAAUCUAUUCUCCAACAUGUGCCUCAACCGUCAGUACUUGGCCCUAAAUGAGCUGUCACCGCGCCUGGAUAUUGAUUUAAUCCUGAAAUGCAUGUCGGAUGAAACCAUGCCAUACGAGCUGAGAGCUUCCUUCUGCCGAUUGAUGCUGCACCUCCACGUGGAUCGCGAUCCCCAGGAACCAGUGACACCUGUUAAGUACGCCCGCCUUUGGAGCGAGAUACCCUCAAAGAUGUCCAUAAUGGACUAUGAUGGCAAGAACCAGCAGCCAGAUCAAAACAAGCAAGCCUGUCGGGCCAAGUUUAACACAACCAUCGCCUUUGUGGAGAACUAUUUGUGCAAUGUGGCCACCAAGGUGUGGCUCUUCACAGACCAAGAGCAAAACAAACUCACCUUCGAGGUUGUCAAACUGGCAAGGGAUCUGAUCUACUUCGGUUUCUACAGCUUCAGCGAUCUUCUCAGACUCACCAAGACGCUUCUGUCCAUCCUGGACUGCGUGUCCGACACUUCAUCCGGUGCCUUUGCCAGCACGGAUAUUGAUUCCGAAGGUGGAGUUCUACGCUCGAUUGGGGACAUCAACACGGUUAUGACAUCUUUGGCCCUGGGAUCGGUGGGUCAGGCCAUAGCUGCGCCCACGAUCUCCCUGCAGCAACGGAAGUCCGUCUCCCAGUUGAUGAAGGAGUAUCCAUUGGUGAUGGACACCAAACUAAAGAUAAUUGAGAUACUGCAGUUCAUUCUGGACGUUCGCCUGGACUACAGGAUCAGCUGCCUGCUCUCCAUAUUCAAGCGGGAGUUUGACGAGUCCGAGGUGGCCGCCUCGGCUGCUAACAAUGAGGCGGGUCAGCAGCAGUUCCAACAACAGGCACCGCAGACGCCUGGCAGCGCCAACGAGACUGACACCCUCGAGAAUGCCGAGUCCGUGGCAGCUGGCGCUGCCGCAGCCGCCGCUACCGCUGCCCGCCAGAAGAACAUCGAUCUGGAGUCCAUCGGCGUGCAGGCGGAGGGAAUCUUCGACUGCGACCGGAGCGACGCAGCUAAUCUGGACUUGGACGGCCAGGGCGGACGUACUUUUCUGCGUGUCCUACUCCACCUCAUCAUGCACGACUACGCGCCCUUGGUCUCGGGUGCCCUGCACCUUCUCUUCCGGCACUUCAGUCAGCGCCAGGAGGUGCUCCAGGCCUUUCGCCAGGUGCAACUUCUGGUGUCGGACAGCGACGUGGAGUCCUAUAAGCAAAUCAAGUCCGAUCUGGAUAUCCUGCGCCAGAGCGUGGAGAAGUCGGAGCUGUGGGUGUACAAGGCGAAGGCCACGGAUGAACUGGGGGCCAACGACGCCGGGGGAGAUGCUGUCAGCCUGGAGUACAAUGCCGCCCUGUCCCAGGAGCAGCGGAACGAGUACCGCAAGGUCAAGGAGAUUCUCAUACGCAUGAACAAGUUUUGCGUAACUGCCUCCGGUCCGGGUUCGGUGGUCAAGCCACGCAAGCAUGAGCAACGACUGCUCCGCAAUGUUGGCGUCCACACCGUCGUCCUCGAUCUCCUCCAGAACCCUUACGACGAGAAGGACGACGAGUUGAUGAAGGAGCUCAUGUGCCUGGCCCACGAGUUCCUGCAGAACUUCUGUCUGGGCAAUCAGCAGAACCAGGCCUUGCUCCACAACCACCUUGAUCUGUUCCUCAAUCCGGGCAUUCUGGAGGCGAAGACCGUGUGCGCCAUCUUCAAGGACAACUUGGCGCUGUGCAACGAGGUGACGGACAAGGUGGUGCAGCACUUCGUACACUGCAUAGAGAUUCAUGGUCGCCACGUAGCCUACUUGCAGUUUCUGCAGACCAUAGUGCGGGCGGAGAACCAGUUCAUCCGACGCUGCCAGGACAUGGUGAUGCAGGAGCUCAUCAACUCCGGCGAGGAUGUGCUGGUCUUCUACAAUGACAAGGGUUCCUUCAACCACUUUGUUCAGAUGAUGCAACAACAGAUGCUGAGUAUGGAAAAGCUCAGCGACGACAGCCCCUUGAAAUACCACGUCGAGCUGGUGAAGCUCCUGGCUUGCUGCACCAUGGGCAAAAACGUCUACACGGAGAUUAAGUGCAACAACCUUCUCUCUCUGGACGACAUAGUGACAAUCAUCUGCCACCCGCUGUGCAUGCCGGAGGUUAAGGAAGCCUACGUGGACUUCCUCAACCACUGCUACAUUGACACGGAGGUCGAGAUGAAGGAGAUCUACUCCUCCGGGCACAUGUGGAGCCUAUUCGAGAAGAGUUUCUUGGUGGACAUCAACCAGCUCAUCACGAACCCCGCCGCCGCCAGCAACAAGACGCUCCAGGCGUACGUCCUGAAUGGGGUAACCAAUCUCUUGGGCAGCUUCUUCGCCAGUCCGUUUUCGGAUCAGAGUGCUAUCGUGCAGUCCCGCCAGUUGAUCUUCGUGCAGCUGCUACAGGCUGCGCACAGAAUCACCCAGUGCCGCUGGCUGUCGCUGGGAGAUCGUUUCAACGUGGAAAACUGCAUCCGCACGCUAACAGAGUCGGCCAAAAUGCGUAGCAUCGCAAUACCCCCCGAGCUGGAGCAGCAGGUGGCCACAAUGUCCAGCAAGACGGCUAUGCUGACCCGGCAGACCACAAAAUGGCUGCUGGCCUCCAAGCAGCCCAAGUACGAGGCUCAGCAAGCGGCCAGUCUGAUGCGCUGGGAUCGCUCAAUCAUCGAGGGCUUGCAGGACAUAGUGUCCCUUUUGGAGGAUCAACUAAAGCCGGUGGUUGAGGCGGAACUAUCGCUUCUAGUGGAUAUUCUGUACCGCUCAGAGCUGCUCUUUCCCGCUGGAACAGAGGCCCGGAAGCGCUGCGAAAGCGGUGGUUUCAUCCGGAAGCUGAUAAAGCACACCGAGAAGCUGCUGGAGGAGAAGGAGGAGCGCAUGUGUGUAAAGGUUCUGCGCACUCUGCGUGAAAUGAUGGCUAUUGAUGUGAACUACGGCGAGAAGGGCGAUGCACUGCGACAAACACUUUUGCUGCGCUACUUCCAGAGCAAAAACACGCCCAGGCUGCCGGAGGAGGAGGUUGCUCUGCUGGCCGCUCCUUUGAUGGAUCCCGCAAAGCAAAACCACCUAGUGACCCACGGACCUGGGGCUAAGUACUUGCAGCGAGCGGGCAAAACGCUUCACGAUAUGCAGAACCACUUGGACAGAGAAGGCGCCUCAGAUCUUGUGGUCGAGCUGGUUAUCAAGUCCGUACAUUCGCCCAAUAUUUUUGUCGAGGCUGUAGAGUUGGGCAUCGCACUUCUUGAAGGCGGCAACCCCAUUAUACAGAAGGGAAUGUUCCAGAAGUUCCUCAGUGACGACCUCAACCAGGCCUUCUUUAAAGUCUUCUUUGAGAAGAUGAAGGAUGCACAGCAGGAGAUCAAGUCCACUGUCACUGUGAACACCACGGACAUUGCGGCUAAGGCCCACGAGCACAAACAGGAUGCCAAUCUAGAGCUAGACAAGAUCACUCGCAAGCACGGCCUCAAGAGCAACGGGGUGGUGAUCACUGAGGAACUAAAGCGGGAACUACACAAUGCCGGACUGGCAACUGCCCGUGCCUACGGGAAUGCCCGAAACAUCCACUCCGGCGAGGAAAGCUCCGCCAUCACUGUUAACAGUCCGCUGGAGGAUAUACUGGCCGAGAAGCUGGAAAAGCACAAAGACAGUCGGGAUCAGCGCAACCAGUUGUCCAACAAGGUGCUGGUCAUGCAACCUAUCUUACGGUUCCUGCAGUUGCUCUGCGAAAACCACAAUCCGGACAUGCAGAACCUGCUGAGGAACCAGAACAACAAGACCAACAACAACCUGGUAUCGGAGACGCUUAUGUUCCUGGACUGCAUUUGUGGCUCGACGACGGGCGGCUUGGGAUUACUAGGCCUGUACAUAAACGAGCACAAUGUGGCCUUGAUCAACCAGACGUUGGAGGCCCUCACGGAAUACUGCCAAGGACCGUGUCACGAGAACCAGAACUGCAUAGCCACCCACGAAUCAAAUGGGCUGGACAUCAUCACGGCGCUUAUUCUGAACAAUAUCAAUCCGCUGGGCGAGAACCGCAUGGAUCUGGUCCUAGAGCUGAAGAACAAUGCCUCCAAGCUGCUGCUGGCCAUUAUGGAGAGUCGGGGGGACAGCGAAAACGCGGAACGCAUUCUGUACAACAUGAAUCCCAAGCAACUGGUAGAGGUGGCCUGCAAGGCGUACCACCAGGAAGAGCUGAUCGACGAGCAGGACGAUGGGGAUGAGCCGGAUGCCGGGUCGGACGAUGACGAUGCCACUGUAAGUCCGCGGGAGGUGGGCCACAACAUAUACAUACUGUGCCACCAGCUGGCUCAGCACAAUAAGGAGUUGGCCAGCCUGCUCAAAGCUUCCGAGGAUCCGCAGUCCGCCAGCUUCGACGCCAAGACAAGUCAGGCCUUGAUGUACUACGCCACGCACACUGCCCAGAUAGAGAUUGUUAGAAACGAUCGCACUCUGGAGCAGAUAGUCUUUCCCAUUCCCGAGAUCUGUGAGUACCUGACCACAGACACCAAAAUUAAAAUCCUCAACACCGCAGAACGCGACGACCAAGGAUCCAAGGUGGCGGACUUCUUCGACAAAGCAGAGGAAAUGUUUAACGAGAUGAAAUGGCAAAAGAAGCUGAGAAGUCAACCUUUACUAUUUUGGAUAAGCAGUUACAUGUCUCUUUGGAGCAAUAUCCUCUUCAACUGUGUUGUCGUCAUCAAUAUGAUUGUGGCCUUCUUCUAUCCCUUUGAUAACACUGUGCCAGAGCUCAGUUCCCAUAUCUCCUUGUUGUUCUGGAUCAUAACGAUAUUUUCACUUGUUAUUGUGUUGACGCUACCCCGGGAGUCUGGAAUCAGAACCUUUAUAGGCUCCGUCAUCCUUCGAUUUAUCUUUUUACUGGGCCCGGAGUCUACACUCUGCUUGCUGGGAGUCGUCACGGUGACCCUCAAAAGCGUUCACAUAGUGAGCAUUAUGGGCAACAAAGGCACUCUGGAGAAGCAGCUAAUUAAAAUAAUAACUGACUUUCAGUUACUUUACCAUUGCAUUUAUAUAGCAUUUUGCUUUUGCGGUCUGAUAUUUCAUCCCUUUUUCUACUCAUUGCUGCUCUUCGAUGUGGUCUAUCGGGAGGAGACCCUGGUCAAUGUAAUUCGAUCCGUAACCCGCAACGGUCGCUCUAUCGUGUUGACAGCUGUCCUGGCUCUGAUUCUGGUCUACCUGUUCUCGAUCAUUGGCUACAUGUUCUUCAAGGAUGACUUUCUGGUCAGCGUGGACUUUGAGGAGCAAGACAAUUCGCCUCCUCCUCCGUCAGUCCCUUUAACUCUAUCUGUGCCGCUAUCGGGAGAUACCUGUUCUGCUCCAGAUGACUUGGGAAACUGCCAGGCAGCCCAGGACGUGGCACCACCGAGUUCUGGGGUCGGGGAAGUGAAAGAGCGUUCGUGCGACUCGCUGGUCAUGUGCAUAGUAACCACUCUUAACCAGGGUUUGCGAAAUGGAGGCGGCAUUGGUGACAUACUCAGGGCGCCUUCAAGCAAGGAGGGCUUGUUUGUGGCACGUGUAAUUUACGACCUGCUUUUUUUCUUCAUUGUCAUCAUUAUUGUGUUAAACCUGAUAUUUGGUGUCAUCAUCGAUACCUUCGCCGACCUGAGAUCGGAGAAGCAGCAAAAGGAAGCCAUCCUGAAGACAACCUGUUUCAUCUGCUCACUCAAUAGAUCGGCGUUCGACAACAAAACUGUUAGCUUUGAAGAGCACAUAAAGAGCGAGCACAACAUGUGGCACUAUCUGUACUUCAUCGUCCUUGUAAAAGUGAAGGACCCCACUGAGUUCACCGGUCCCGAGAGCUAUGUAUAUGCGAUGGUCAAGGCCGGAAUCCUGGAGUGGUUCCCCCGCCUGCGCGCCAUGUCGCUGGCAGCUGUGGAUGCCGACGGGGAGCAAAUCGAGCUGCGCAGCAUGCAGGCACAGCUUUUGGACACCCAACUUCUCAUUAAGAACCUGUCCACCCAACUACACGAACUUAAGGAUCAUAUGACAGAGCAGCGGAAGCAGAAGCAGCGGUUGGGGUUGCUCAACACAACGGCCAACAGCCUCCUGCCUUUUCAGUGAGUCUGUAAGAAAUAGAAUAGAAUACUAGUUUGGGCACAUCGUUUUGGUAAAUAAAUGUGAACCCAAAAGAAAUGGCUCCCCUCGCCACAUUUGUCCCAAUAUCCCAUUUCAUUCCCAUUGGAAUAUUUGGUAAUCCCGUUUCAAUAUAUUCAAUGCGGGAUGAACAAGUAUACGUAUUCAAAAAACUAAAUCUCCAAGAAUCGUAGAAUACCCCGAGUAAAUACCAAAAAUCAUUCUGUAUUAGAUUCGAAUUCCAAAACGCACACUUACAUUUUCUCAAAUAUCCUGCUCGAUAAAAUUCUACAAUUUGAACAAAUGGAGUACAUUAUUAUGUAGUAAGCUGACUCAGAGAACUUAGGGCUGUUAACAUGUUAAUUAGUGGGCGUGUUAGGCAUUUUUUGACAACCUUAAGAGUCUUAACCUUAACUCUCCUUGAUGACUUUGUAAUACCUGAAGCUAGAAUCUAGACCUAUGUAAUUAACUUAAAAAGGUUUGCUGAGCGACCUCAAUACAAUUUUAAAGGAUAUUUUUCUUGUAUUAAAUUAAAUAUAUUAUUUAAUUGUUAAUACUGUAUGAAUCACUUUUGAUAAGUUUAAAAUACAAGCAUACUUGAAAAAUCUAAAUAUUGUGAUUACCUUUUUAUAUUUUCCGUUUUUAAUUUCUGAAUGAUUUACUUAGUACUCGAAACGAGUUGUGUUGGUUAAAUUCGUUUUAAGCUAACAGUUAGAGUAUACAUCCUAAGCAAAACUACACUAUUGUUAAGUAAAUCUUUAUAUCUUUACAAGUAAAAUGGAAUAUAUCUUUGAAAUAAAUACAAUAAAUAUAUU
Molecule: messenger RNA, 9792 nt
Organism: Drosophila erecta
Lineage: Eukaryota; Metazoa; Arthropoda; Insecta; Diptera; Drosophilidae
Gene: Itpr
Product: inositol 1,4,5-trisphosphate receptor
Exons: 20
Coding region: 476-8965 (2829 amino acids)
Biological process (GO): calcium ion transmembrane transport
Cellular component (GO): endoplasmic reticulum; membrane
Molecular function (GO): inositol 1,4,5-trisphosphate-gated calcium channel activity; inositol 1,4,5 trisphosphate binding
Source: RefSeq, a predicted model, not a curated record